CACUUCCGCCCCGGCGGCUGUCUGCGUCCGGGUCAGCUGCUGUCGCUGCGGCUGUAGCCAGGGCACUGGGCCCGGGUCUCCGCUGCAGUCCGAGGGGAGCGGGCUCCUCUCGGCGCUCCCUCCUGCGCCCUGGCCGUCAGCCCCACGUCGCCGGCCUGGAGGGGCGAGGAAGACGAGGGGGCCAAGGCUUCCUCCGGGAACAUUGGCUCUCUGGAUUAUCAAGAGUUUGUAGUUGAUAUUGAAUCUAAACUGAGGAUGGAAGGUGUGGAACUUAAAGAAGAAUGGCAAGAUGAAGAUUUUCCAAUACCUUUACCAGAGGAUGAUGGUAUGGAAGCAGAUAUUUUAGCUGUAACUGGACCAGAGAGCCAGCCUGAAGUUAAUGGAAAUAAAGUCAGAAAGAAACUCAUGGCUCCAGACAUUAGCCUGACCCUGGAUCCUAGCGAUGGCUCUGUGCUGUCAGAUGAUUUGGAUGAAAGUGGGGAGAUUGACUUAGAUGGCUUAGACACACCAUCGGAGAACAGUAAUGAAUUUGAGUGGGAAGAUGAUCUUCCAAAACCCAAAACUACUGAAAUUAUUAGGAAAGGCUCAAUUACUGAAUACACAGCAGCAGAGGAAAAAGAAGAUGGACGACGCUGGCGUAUGUUCAGAAUUGGAGAACAGGACCACAGGGUUGAUAUGAAGGCAAUUGAACCCUAUAAAAAAGUUAUCAGCCAUGGAGGAUAUUAUGGGGAUGGAUUAAAUGCCAUUGUUGUGUUUGCUGUCUGUUUUAUGCCUGAAAGUGGUCAACCUAACUAUAGAUACCUGAUGGACAAUCUCUUUAAGUAUGUUAUUGGCACUUUGGAGCUGUUAGUAGCAGAAAACUACAUGAUAGUUUAUUUAAAUGGUGCUACAACUCGAAGAAAAAUGCCCAGCCUGGGAUGGCUGAGGAAAUGCUAUCAGCAAAUUGAUAGAAGGUUACGGAAAAACCUAAAAUCACUAAUCAUUGUACAUCCCUCAUGGUUUAUCAGAACACUUCUAGCUGUUACAAGACCCUUUAUUAGCUCAAAAUUCAGCCAAAAAAUUAGAUACGUCUUUAAUUUGGCAGAACUAGCGGAACUUGUCCCCAUGGAAUAUGUUGGCAUACCAGAAUGCAUAAAACAGUAUGAAGAAGAAAAGUUAAAAAAGAAACAAAAAAGAGUUGAUCAAGAGCUUAAUGGAAAACAAGAUGAACCGAAAAGUGAACAGUAAGUUUGGCGUCUAGUCCAAACAAGACUGAAGAAUGUGCUGAUGAAGCAGUGCUCUUUUUUGCAUUUAUAAUGCAUUUAUUGGCCCUGAUCUUUAUGUAACCUGUUACAAAAUUGACUUGACUCUUCCUUAAUGGACUUUUGUAUAAGGGACUGUUCACUGCUGUAUUGGUUUGCAAAUCUCUUGAAUUUAGCUCUUUUCUAGCUAAUUAUAUUGUAAUCAUUUAUAUUUUAUAUUGCUAAAUAGCAGAGAACCACACUUUAUAUAAAGCAGUUUUUGCAUUUGUUUGUUGAAUGAUGCAUCAUCUUCUGUAAAAUAUUUAUAUGCCUAAAUGGUAAAGGAAAGAGAUAAUAUAUAUUUUUAUGUUUCUGAGCAAUAUUUUUUAAUGUAUACCUGUCUUGUGGAAGAAUAUGCAGGUAAAUAAGACCAUGAUUUGUAAAGUGCAUGUUCGAAGUUUUGUUUUUGUAAAUGGUUAGAUACAUUUCCUGGGUGACUUAGAAAACAGAGUUGCUCAUAAAGUGAGGGACAGUUAAACUGGUUCUCAUGAAUACCCAAAGGUCAUGUACAUAAUCUAAGUAGAUUAAUACUAUCCUAAGCCUUUUUUCUCAUUUAAUAGUGUUUCUUAAUUCAGAAGGGCAAAUACAAAUGUAUUGCACACUUUUUCCUUUUUAAACUUUCAAGACAAGUCAAAAAGCCAUUUUUAGAACUAGAGAAUUUAAGAGGCUAAGAAGUGGGGUUUGUAUAUAUAUAUGUAUAUAUGGGACAUUUUAUCGUCUGGCCAAAAGUCAGAACUUUAAAACUUUUAGGUCUGUUCUGUUCACUAAUGUGAAAUAAGCUGUGUCCAGGGUAUCACUCCCCAGAGUUUGUGAGUGCAGUGUAGUAUUCAGAGAAUGUGAUGAGUUAUUCACUGUCACUAUUUUUCUGUAGAAAAUAGGGGCUGCUUUUUCAACUGCUCUCAAUGUGGGCACUUUACCAAAAUACUUGUGUUUCUCAGUUACUUAAACUUGAUAGUAGGUAGUUGUUUGACCUAAUCAGAUGUGUGUAUUCACAUUUUCUGUUGAAUCAUUUUGACAGUACUGUAAGUUAUUUUGUAAGUCUUAGCGCAUCAUUAUGCUAACAUCAUUAUGCUGUCUUGGACGACAUUUAAUACAAGCAUAUAAAGUUUUUGUUUAAUUCAUUAAGUACCUUGACUUAUAUUGAAGUACAUUGUACUGAGGUGCCCAAUUAGAACUUAAUUACCCACACAAUCAUCCUGAAACAACAGAUUGAUCUGUCAUGUUUUGUGACUCAUACACACGUGAAGAAAUUAGUUUUCCUACAAAUGUGAGGGUACUAUCACACCCCAGCCCUUCCUAUAAGAUAAUUUACAAAAGAAUGUCCUAGGCUAGAAAAUUGAAGCAGAUGAGAGCUAAGCUUUUAGGAUUUAUUCUGUCCCAGACUGAACACACAUGUGGCGUUUACCAUUGCCAUUUUUCAUAUAAAGCUUCUAUUAAAAAAGAGAAUUUUCCUUUACUUUUUGUCCUCUUCAGUUAUAAACUUGGCAUGUUAACCUAAGUCCAGUUAUGGGAGCUGGAGGAUUCCCAGAAUGAGAUGUUCCUCAGCAGCCUUCUGACUUUCACAUGGAUCCUAGCAGCCAUAGGCAGAUUCUAAAUUAAUGUCAUUAUAGCAAAUAAAGCCAAAACUAUUACUGCUUGCUCAUUCCUUAAAAACAGUUUGUGUUGAAAAAGCAAACUAAUAACAACAAUUUAGGUAUUCCUUCUGAAUUUACCAUAUGAGAAUUAUGAAUAAAGAAUCAUUGAAUUUAAUUGUUAUUAGAGUCUAUAUCUAUAGACUUCUUUAAGUAGUCUUUAUCCUGUUCAAAAUUUGCUGAGCUUUUUACAUAGGUAGUUUUCCUCCACAUAAAGUGCACAGUUCUUCAGGUUCAACAGUUUAUUGUGUUUAUUCACUUUUGCUUUUGCAAGCAUUGUUCCUAACUAUAGAUACAACUUUUUGCAAAAGUGGUGCAUUUUCCUAAAUAUUUUUUUUAAGUACAAAUAGCCUUUAAUCUAUUAGAACAUUAAAAUUCAGAAGGAACAGUGUUAACGCCUGGGAUAUAACAAAAGGAAUGUGCUGUGAAUCGUUCGAUUAAAAAAGACACCUGCUCUAACCUACACCUUAAUGGAAUCUUAUAGGGACAUGCCCUGUGAUAAAUGUUUCAUUACUAUAAGGCUUAAAAUCAUAACUGGUAGGUUAGAGGAAAAGCACACUUAAUGAAGUUUGUUAUUUAUAAUGUGUUACUAUGUGACAUUUCCCCUAUAUCAUUCAAUUUUAAUUUUUGAUUGCUGAUUGAAGUGAAAGUACGUAAAAUUGUAUUAUUUUUAUCUUUCUGUUGGGAUCAUGGAUCUAACUUAACUGGUUUAAUUUGAUUUUUGUCACUAUAGUUUGUUAUACUUGGGCUGUGAGUGCCUGUUUUUAAUCAAAUUUUCUCUAUAUAAAGUAAUUUGCUUGUGUCCUGCCUGGUUAUAUUCCUAAGAAGCAUCAAGGAAAAUGCUAUAUUGGCCUUACACUUGAAGCUUAAUAGCCAUUAACUGGGGUGAGGGGGUGAGAAGGAUAGGAUUUUAAGGAGGGCCUAGGGGGUAGUUUGAAAGGAAGAUAACAAAGCAAGGAUAUAGGAGAAAGAGCUUUAAAGGGAUAAAGAGUAGCUCUAACUUCAGAUGUCACUGAAUGUGUCCCUGUUAAGGGAAGUGUACUGUGUAUGGCAGCUCUGUACACCAUGUAACAGGCUUUCUGUAUCCAACUGGAAAACCUGCAGGCUUCACACAAUAUGAGUUACGACUGGAGUGAAGGGGGCUGAGAAUAUAUUUAGAUAAUGAGAAUUUAUAUUUUCCCCUGCUUUGUCUCUUCAUAGAAGCAAGCUUGAACAGAAAGAGUCAACAAUUACAGUGCUCAGAUUAAAGUUUAAGACUAGGUUAUUUUUCAUAUUUUAUGGUUGGUAAACAUUAACGUAGUUUUCCAAAAUGGACAGCACAAUUUAAUAACUGCACGGGAUACUGAAAUUUGCUGAUUAACAGGUAUAUAUCAGUGGCUAGAAUUUCCUCAGCUGCGAUUUCAGGAUUUAAAAAGGUAAGGGAUCUGCUGCUUCAUAAGAUACUUCUAGAUGACUGUAGCAUUACUCUUUGGCUGUUUUUAUGUGAGUGCUCAGGGAAUUUGGAAGUGUUUGAUUUAGUGCAGAAGGGGCUUUUUUAGAUUUCUUCAAUUGAGAGGUAAAUUAGUAUUAGGAUAUUACUGGAUUGAAUAGGCCAGUUUCCUGAUAUCAGUAAAGGUGUAUAUAAGGUGACAGUAGCUUCAUCCUUUUUUCCAUGUUAUAUGUGGAAAAUUACUAACAUUGCUCCAUCAGAAGGAAGAAGAUAGGCUGAAAAUAGAGAUUUGCUAAUCCAUUGCAUCUUGUUUUGCUUAUUUUUUCUCAUCCUAUUUAGAUAUUUGAGAAAUGGGUAACCUCAAAAGGAAGGAAUAGAGGAGUUUCUGUGCAUAUUAGUUAGACCAACUAUUCUUUUAGAGUUUAUCCUUGUCACAGGGAACAGGAAUUUGUGAUUUGAGUUGCUGGGGGAAAGCGUGAAGAAGUUAGACUUGCCUGAGAAGGUCAGCUAGUAAGGGAAGUGGGAGAUUAUCUACUCAGUGUUCUAAAUGUACAGAAGAAUUAUCUAGGGAGCCCUUCACUCAUCUCUUCCCCAUCCCAGAAUUGUGAAUGAAUUAGAUCAGUGGUGAGUCCCAGUGAUGUAACUUUCCUUUAAAGGUCUAAAUGGUAUUUGAAAACAAGUAAUGUGUUGAGCAUGAGAAGUGACACUAAAAUUUGAACAUAGCUGUUACUUUCUUGCAACUAUGUAUGAUAAAGAUCUACUCACUUAUGUUUUGAGAAUUACUUUUAAGAAUACUUUGAAAAGGUCACAUGAAGCACUUAAACAUCCAAUAAAAAUCAAGGGUUUAAUUAAGCUUUCAGAUUGAUAAGUAUCCUGAGCUGUUAGCUUCAUAUAGCUGAUUCUAUCUCGCAAGACAUUCUACAAGAGUUUAAAAUAUUUACAUUUUGAAAUCUUUCUGUUUUCACAAUCACUAUGGCUAAGGAGGAACUUGGAAAAUAAUACUAAUUAGCUAUUCCACUGUACUUCUUGUAUGCGAACUUUCUAAAGUUAUACCCCUUAAACUGUUUAUUUACAUAAACCUCGCUAAGUAAAUAUUGGAGGUGUUCAGAACACUAUUCACAUAGAACACAAUUCAGAGUAUGUUAGACACCUACACACUUUGAUACAGAUUUCAAAAAUUCAAAUAUUUAUCUUAAUGUAAGUUCACAUGCUGCCAUUUAGACACAGUGUGCUGUGACCAUUUCACUACUAUUCAGUUGAUGUUGCCUAGCUUGGUGCUUUCAUUUUACAGUGUGAGAAAUUCAGUUCUGAUGACGUGUGCAAGAUGUUGAUAUGGUCCCUGUAAGAAAUAAUAGGGUUGGUCUUGAUUUACUAAGGACAUGUGAUCUUUUAUUUUCCUUUGACUUGUUAGGAAUACAGUGUCCUGAUUUGUUGCACAUCAUAUUUUUGCAACGUUAAUGAACUUAAAUAAAUUAAUUGGAAAGUUU
This is a messenger RNA of Canis lupus familiaris (dog), 5827 nucleotides long. RefSeq names its product BCL2 interacting protein 2 (gene BNIP2). Gene Ontology annotation, cellular component: cytoplasm. Lineage: Eukaryota; Metazoa; Chordata; Mammalia; Carnivora; Canidae. The record is from RefSeq and is a predicted model, not a curated record. Gene Ontology annotation, biological process: apoptotic process. Bases 256 to 1227 code for a protein of 323 amino acids. The transcript is spliced from 11 exons.